AUGUGGUACGACCAGACAAUAGAUGGGGACUAUACUGCAUUGGCAGUUCACUCCGCCUUCCCCGCUCUAGCCGCCGCGAACAAAGAUGGGAGAGUCGAUCUAUUUGAUGAGGAAGGUCAAAAGCGUCCACAGGCGGAUAUCUGUCGAGUGCCAGGGAGUGUAAUAUUGAGGUGGCAUCCAUCCCGAAAGCUCCUAGCCAUUAGCUGGUCAAAUGGUGUGAUUGAGUUUCUUUACACUCUCAAACUUGUGGAGGCUGAUACAUUCCAAUCAGGCACUGUUGGCAUAUGGUCCGAUGCAGAAGCGGUCUUGCGAGAGGGGAAUGUUCACGGAUCAAGUAUAACUGUGGUUGAGUGGAGUCCAUUAGGGAACCGGCUUGAUGGUGAUGUGGUAGUGUGGAAAGUGGAUCCUCGGGGUAGACUCUCCAUCUUGUGCCAGUACCGCUUGCACAACAGUAUUACGCAUUGCAUUUUUCGCUCGCAUCGGCAAGAGUUGGACUUGCGUUCAGGCACUUCUCCCCCAUUUUUCCUCUCAACCACUAAUGGCUCCAUUCACUACGCCGAUGAUAUGGGUCACUGCACAGAAAGCGCGUCAACCACCUCACAAAUCGCCACGUUGUUAAUGUUGGAACAUAAAGAUAUGGUCGUAAUCAUUACCAACGACCUUUUACUUCACCAGUAUAGUCUGGCAAGUGACGGAAAGAUGACACAGGAGUCCCAGAUGAAACUGAGCACAUCCGCUAAAGCCGACAACAGAGCUGUAAUUGCUACUUGGGCUGGUCCCGCGAUACUCGCACUUUCUGUUGGCGGACAACCUAUUUGGAUUUGGGAUAUUGAAAACGAGGAAAAUAGUGUCCUGAGUAUGACAGGAAUGGAGAAAGUUCGCAUCAAUUGCAUAGCUUUUAGUAAUUCUAGAAACAUGCUUGCUGCCGGCACCGACUCUGGCCAUGUGAUGAUGUGGAAGGCCCGUUAUGUUCCUGAAGCCGAAGGCAUGGGUGUACAAACAUGGGAGCCAAUAAGUAAGACCAAUCUGGGUGGUGCUGUGGAAGGGAUUGCCUGGGGUGCACAAUCUGGGCUUUUGGGGGCUCGUAAACGGUCGGGCUUGAAAAUCCUCACGGAGCAGGUACUCCGCAAAAAGCUCUGGGGAAGAAAUGCCAUUGUACAGGUGGAGCAAAGUAAAGUUAUCAUCUAUCCUGGGGGAAAGAGGCCGAUUGCGCGCACAGUUGAUCUUCGCAUCAAAGGGCUGGCCCUUUCGAGAAAUCUCUUUGCUGUAUGGAGUGGUACGACAAUUGAGGUCCAAGAAUACUCGGAUGCCGGGCAACCAAUACGAAACCUGGGCUCAGUAGCUAACAGUGAUCAAUCACUUGACCUUCCCCUGACUGCAAGUGGAAACCGGCUGGAUUAUUUCCUCGCUUCUUGGAAUGACGGAGAGGAUAUUGGAGGUGGACCAAUGUCUGUGGCUAGUGCCACGUUUGCGGCGGAGAGCAAUAUAAUAAAUCUCGACGACCAAUUUAUUUACGUUGCAAAGUCUAAUCGAGUGGACGUUUGUAAUCAUCAAGGGGUGACCAAGUCUGUCCUCAGCCUUCCAGAAUCUGAAGGCGAUAUCACUUUGAUCGAGACAGUUCCAUCCCUCCUCCUCAUUACGACUUCCCGAAACUAUCUGAAACUGUUCAGCACGUCGCACCGGGAACCAAAGCAACUAGUCUCCAAGCGGAUUGACGACGCCCUUGGUAUACAUUCAAUUGCAUCGGCCAAAUGUAAUGCCAAUGGAACAAUGAUCAGUUUCUUAGCGUGCGUCCCAGUCAAGGGCGCGACCCAGCUGCAGCAAUUUGACACCAAGGUCUAUGUCUAUGAUGUCGAGAAAGAUGUCAUACUAGCGUUUGACAUGAAAGAACAUGGUCAAAUGCCGGUGUCUCAUUUCUGGGACUGGGAAGACCCGAGGAUUCUUGUGUGUCAAAGCGAAGGAUAUGCAACACCAUCCCAAGACACAGGACCAGACACGCUGACAACAGCUGCCCCGACCUCCCAGAUUGUCUCCUUUUUCGUAACUUCUGACUACGGAAUAACGUUACAUGACAUAACCACAACUAUUCCCAACUCCGAUGCCCUCUUUGGGAUAUAUAUGCCAUUUCUCUAUUACAUUAAGGGAAGUACGCAAGAAGAACCGGAUGACAUGAAUAUGGUGUCCAGCGUAGUAGCGCGUGACUUUGAGGGUUUGGAAAACACCGAUACGGCCACAAUGAAAGCGAUGAUCGAUUUCAGCUUUCAUAUCGCCGUUGGUAACAUGGAUGAAUCCUUAAAGGCUUUGAAACUCAUUAAAAGCACAAACGUCUGGGAAACCAUGGCUAAGAUGUGUGUAAAGACCAAGCGGAUCGAUGUGGCAACCCUGUGUUUAUCGAACAUGGGAAAUGCGAAAGCCGUUCACGCGCUGCAUCAAGUCGAUCCAACUGGUCCACCGGAAUUGAAGGCCGCCAUCGUUGCAUUGCAUCUGGGUAUGAACGACGAUGUUGAGUCCUUGUAUCUUUCUUGCGGCCGAUAUGACCUCCUUAAUCGAUUCUAUCAGGCAACCUGUCAAUGGGAAAAGGCGCUUCAAAUUGCCGCAACCCAUGACCGCAUCCACCUUCGAUCGACCUUUUACAAUUUUGCCUGCUACUUGGAGGAGUUGGGCGAUACGAGUGGUGCAGUGGCGGCAUUCGAGAAGUCUUUUACACAUAGUUUUGAAAUUCCUCGCAUGCUACUUGGAAAAAAUGAAGUUCCAGAACUCGAAAAGUAUAUUACUACUUCUGAGAACAAGCUACUGAAAAAAUGGUGGGGCCAGUUUUCCGAAUCCCAUGGGGAUUUGGACUCUGCAUUGCGAUAUUACGAGCUGGCUGGCGAUACACUAUCGAUAGUGCGGAUACACUGUUUAUCGGGAGACAUUGAGCGGGCAAUUGAUAUCGCUGAGAAAGCGAAUAGUCCGGCUGCUGCAUACCACAUUGCACAUUAUUUUGAGACAGAAUCCAAGCUAGCGGAUGCCAUCUCAUUCUACGCGAAAGCGAAAUGUUACAACCAUGCCAUUAGGCUCGCAAAAGAGCACCGAUUGGAUAAUGAGCUGAUGCAUCUAGCAUUACAAGCCUCUCCGCAGGCUCUGGUGGAUGUUGCAAGAUAUUUCGAGAAAUCGGGCAAACAUUUGGAAAAGGCAAUCAGCCUGUAUCACCGCGGGGGCAAUCUGGGCAGGGCAAUUGACCUGUGCUUUCAAACAAAUCAACCUGCUAUGCUGGAGGAUAUAGAACAAGACUUUGAUAGUAACACCGAUCCAACUGUUCUCCAAAAAUGCGCUUCAUUCUUUAUCCAGAAUUCCCAGUUCGAGCGCGCAGUUCGGCUUUUAAUGUUGGCUCGAAAAUUCGAUGAGGCUUUGGAUAUUUGUGCUACACAUGGCAUUGUUGUCACUGAAGAGAUGGCGGACGCAAUACCAAUCCCCGCGAAUGAUGACCAAGACCGAUCCGCGAAAGAAGCCCUGCUCAGAGUAGCGGACUGUUGCAUGGAGCAAGGAUCAUAUCAUCUCGCGUGCAAAAAGUAUACUCAGGCUGGCGACCGGAUGAAAGCUAUGAAAGCACUGUUGAAGUCCGGUGAUACAGAGAAGAUCCUAUUCUUCGCCAAUGUGUCCGGGCCCAAGCAACGUGACAUUUUCGUACUAGCAGCUAACUACCUACAAACAUUAGACUGGAGAAAUGAUACACAAAUUAUGAAAGCAAUUAUCACGUUUUACACAAAGGGCAAAGCUUUAGAGUCGCUCGCCGCGUUUUAUGAAGCUUGCGCUCAGGUUGAGAUUGAUGAAUACCAAAAUUAUGAGAAGGCUUUGGCUGCUUUGAAAGAAGCAUGGAAGUGUAUGACAAAACUGAAAGAUCAGAGCUCCCCUAAUACCAUCCUCCGAAGUCGGUCACUGACACAGAAAAUCGACUGUGUCAGUCAGUUUGUGGAAGCCAGACAAUAUGCAAAAACAGAUACUGUAACAAUGUUCAAAAUCUGUGAAGAGCUGUUGCAUGUUUCCGAUAUUGAUGACGCAGUUCGUCUGGGGGAUAUAUUUGCUCUAAUGAUUGAAUCGCAUUAUGCCAACGGGUAUUAUGACCAAGCCCGAAAUCUUCUCGACAGGAUGCGGAGGAGUGUCGCAAAUAUCAAUGUCGAAUACUAUAUUGAUGGGCGGAUGGUCCAAGCAUUAGAACAUCCUGGAGAAGAGCAACGAGGUAGCGGCGGCGGGGACGAGGUGAUAGACGAAGAGAUAAUGAACGGGGAAUAG
Molecule: messenger RNA, 4272 nt
Organism: Spizellomyces punctatus DAOM BR117
Lineage: Eukaryota; Fungi; Chytridiomycota; Chytridiomycetes; Spizellomycetales; Spizellomycetaceae
Exons: 33
Coding region: 1-4272 (1423 amino acids)
Biological process (GO): intraciliary retrograde transport
Cellular component (GO): intraciliary transport particle A; axoneme; ciliary basal body
Molecular function (GO): protein binding
Source: RefSeq, a predicted model, not a curated record